Messenger RNA from Struthio camelus australis, 1109 nucleotides. Lineage: Eukaryota; Metazoa; Chordata; Aves; Struthioniformes; Struthionidae. The record is from RefSeq and is a predicted model, not a curated record.
AUGGGGGAUGCAGCAGCUGCUACCAUGCAGGCGGUCAGUGCGUUAGCUGGAGUUCAAGACCAGCUCAUUGAGAAGCGGGAGCCAGGCAGUGGGACAGAAAGUGACACUUCUCCAGACUUCCACAAUCAAGAGAAUGAGCCUAACCAGGAGGAUGCUGAAGAGCUGGAUGGAUCUGUGCAGGGGGUGAAACCCCAGAAAGCUGCUUCCUCUACUUCCUCUGGGAGCCACCACAGCAGCCACAAAAAAAGGAAGAACAAAAAUCGACACAGCCCGUCUGGCAUGUUUGAUUAUGACUUUGAGAUUGAUCUCAAGUUAAACAAAAAGCCAAGAGCCGACUACUAGACUCAUCAGUGCUGAAGCUUCCGGGAUUUAGGCCUACAUGAAUCCCUACGGAGAAAAAUGCCAGUCGACUGAAUGAGCGCGAUGGCAGCUCUCUGGCCGAGUGUCUUCAGAUGGGAGUGGUUCACUCUAAAGAACUCAGAUGGGGGGAGAAAUAGUCUUGGACCAUGUAUUUUGCAUCAUUUUCAAAUCACCUGAGUUGCAGGAAGACUAAGGUGUAGUAGUAGUAAUUUGGGUUCCUGAGUAUUCUGUGCUUCCAGCUCAGUCGGGAAUUUCCUACAAUUGGCUGAUCUUGCUGCUGACACCCCUGUGGUCUGUAAUAACCAUGGAGAGAUAUUUCCUUUUCCACUGGAAUUGGGGUAUGAUUCAGUAUGUCCCAUCCAUGUUGUAAGACUGUUAGGUUACUUUUGAUACUGCUAUUUAGCUGUGUGGUUUUCGUUUUGUUUUUUUGUUUUAUCUGAAGUGUGUAGUUAAUAAAUUGGCUCUUGGUUUUUUUGUUUUAAUCCGUAUAGAGAGGAAGGUUCUUCAUUUUUGUGGAACAACCCAUGUGAAUUCCUAUUCAAGCAGAGAAAAAGGUGGUUAACCCUUUUCUCUAAUUUUGUUUUAAACAGGAUUCACUAAAGUUUGUGUAGGGCUUUUAGAUACAGGGAAGGCUGAGCUCAAAGCCAUCUUGCUCUUUGCUGUCUUUGAGGUUGAGUGGAUUCUCUUUUUAAUACAAACCUCUGUCAUUUGUACAUAAACAAUAAAAGUUACAUGUUUGUCUCUUCUCA